Zygosaccharomyces rouxii is the source of this 261-nucleotide messenger RNA. RefSeq names its product Spg1p (gene SPG1). The transcript has a single exon. NCBI's taxonomy places the organism in Eukaryota, Fungi, Ascomycota, Saccharomycetes, Saccharomycetales, Saccharomycetaceae. The coding region runs from base 1 to 261 and encodes 86 amino acids. The record is from RefSeq and is a predicted model, not a curated record.
AUGAAAUUAAAUCCUGAUAUUAGUUCAGAAUUACGGCAGGCAUCUAGGAUGCCUACGAUGAGGUAUUGGUUUGUCGGUUUAUUCGGAGCUGUAGUGCCGGCAAUCUAUCUAAGAAGCUAUAUGCUCAGGGGAACCACAGCUGCAGGUCAGCAAAUAAGCUCAGGACCACCUAGGAGGUCUCUAUGGCAGAAGUUGUCCGAUAGCUACGACAAGAUUCCUGAGGAUGAAGCCACAACGGUCAUAUUUUCUUCAAUAAUGUAA